GCUUGGUUUGUUUGAACCUGGGGGCGGUGUAAGAAGGAACCUGGUGUGCUGUGGGAACUGCUACAAAGGCAUAAUAUCCCUGACCUUGAAAAUGUUGCUCUGUGAGGGGAUCCACAUGCAGCUGAGAACUUCGCCAACUGACAUCACAAUGACUGAGGACUUAGACCACAGAUUCAGUAGUCUCACCUGGGAUCAGAUUAAAAUCCUGGAUCAAGUUUUAGCUGAGGCCAUACCUAUUCAUGGGAGAGGAAAUUUCCCAACCCUGGACGUAAAGCCGAAGGAUAUCAUUCAUGUGGUAAAGGAACAGCUCAUUGAAAAGCAAAUCAACGUUAGAGACAUCCGCCUGAACGGUUCGACAGCCAGUCACAUCCUAGUAAAGCAGAAUGGAACCAGUUACAAGGACCUGGACAUCAUUUUUGGGGUGGAACUGCCAAGUGAGCUGGAGUUCCAGGUUGUUAAGGAAGCAGUUCUUAAUUGCCUGUUGGACUUCUUGCCAAAAUGCGUUAAUAAGGAAAAAAUCACAGCGCAGACAAUGAAGGAUGCCUACGUGCAGAAGAUGGUCAAAGUCUCCACCGACCACGAUCGCUGGAGCCUCAUCUCGCUGUCAAACAACAGCGGCAAGAAUGUAGAAUUAAAGUUUGUCAACUCGCUGAGACGGCAGUUUGAGUUCAGCGUGGACUCCUUCCAAAUCAUCCUGGACUCCAUACUGAACGUUUACAGAGCAGCGGACUGCAAGCUGACAGAAGACUCUCACCCCACUGUCAUCGCCGAGAGUAUGUACGGAGACUUCAACGAAGCAAUGGACCACUUAAAAUACAAACUGAUUUCCACCAGGAACCCGGAGGAGAUCCGAGGAGGCGGCCUCCUGAAGUACAGCAAUCUCCUGGUGCGUGACUUUAAGCCAGCAGAUGAGGCUGAAAUUAAAUCUCUGGAACGUUACAUGUGCUCCAGGUUCUUCAUUGAUUUUCCAGAUGUUGCUGAGCAGCAAAGGAAAAUCGAGUCAUACCUGCGCAACCACUUCAUUGGGGAAGAGAAGAGCAAGUAUGACUACUUGAUGACUCUGCGUGGAGUUGUAAACGAGAGCACAGUCUGUCUCAUGGGACACGAGCGAAGACAAACUCUGAACAUGAUCACAAUUCUGGCUUUAAAAGUACUCGGAGAGCAAAAUAUCAUCCCAAAUGCAGCCAAUGUAACAUGCUACUAUCAGCCUGCUCCGUAUAUCAGUGACAGAAACUUCAGCAAUUACUACAUUGCUCACGGACAACCGCCCAUCAUCUACCAGCCAUACCCAUUUCACAUACAAAUGCAAAGUGGCAUGGUUUAGGAACACGAUCACCUCCUCAGCACUUACACUCCUCUCUCUUUGCAGUUCUCUCCGUAAUAAAGGCCUCAUUAAA
Athene cunicularia (burrowing owl) is the source of this 1397-nucleotide messenger RNA. It is a transcript of the gene TENT5D, whose product is annotated as terminal nucleotidyltransferase 5D. Lineage: Eukaryota; Metazoa; Chordata; Aves; Strigiformes; Strigidae. The record is from RefSeq and is a predicted model, not a curated record. Gene Ontology annotation, molecular function: poly(A) RNA polymerase activity; RNA binding. Gene Ontology annotation, biological process: mRNA stabilization. The transcript is spliced from 2 exons. Bases 92 to 1324 code for a protein of 410 amino acids.